Messenger RNA from Nannizzia gypsea CBS 118893, 1443 nucleotides. Its product is annotated as catalytic/hydrolase. The transcript is spliced from 3 exons. The record is from RefSeq and is a predicted model, not a curated record. NCBI's taxonomy places the organism in Eukaryota, Fungi, Ascomycota, Eurotiomycetes, Onygenales, Arthrodermataceae. The coding region runs from base 1 to 1443 and encodes 480 amino acids.
AUGGCCAAUGGAGCGUUGAAGGUGGCAGUGGCCAUCUUUUCUUUUACUUAUGGUAUAUUUACGCUGGUGCUAUACGCAGUUAUUGCCAUCGUCAGUGGUGUGCCUUUCCGAAAAACCACUGAAAAAGAGCGGUUGGAGUUUCAACUCGCAUCAGAUAGAUUCUGGAACCUCUCGAAGAAUUGGAAGAAUUUCUCACAUCGGUUCAUAACUUUGCGUAAUGGGUUCAAAGUUCACUAUCUUACAAACGUCUCGCCUGAUGAUGAAACCGUCGCCUCGAAUACUGGGAACAAGCCGUUGGUCAUAUUCCUGCAUGGGUUUCCGGAUAGCUGGCCAAUAUGGCGGCAUCUUCUCUCAUCCAGCUCUCUUGGAGACGAAAGCGUGAUGAUUGCACCAGACCUGCCAGGGUACGGUGGAACGGACUCGUUGGACGUAUACGGCCCUACCGAAAUCCUAGAGACGUUGACGGAGUUUAUAAUCACCGUGAGAGACCAAUAUAAAGUCGAUGAUGGUAAUGACCGAACCAAGAGGAGAGUUAUUAUAGUAGCUCACGACUGGGGAGCGAUACUCGCUUUUCGUCUGGCUGCAGAAGCCCCCCAGCUGGCAGAUAGGUUCAUCAUCUCCAAUGGGGUCCUGGUUGGCUUGAUGAACGAUAAUAUCCAUCUAUCGAUCGAGUCUGCCAAUAAGAUGUUCAAGACUUUCCUUAAAGAACCAUGGCGCUCACGGCAUGUGUUGUGCAAGUCUCUCAAGGCCCUGGCUCCGGUACUCCGUCAACUAAAGUAUUCCCAGUAUGUGUUUGUCUUCCACCUUCCCAUGCCGUUGGUUCGUUACCUGGGCCAUGGAGGCAAUUAUUCGUUUUUAAAGGCGAUCCACGAGCUAGCUGCAGGGAAAACCGGCGAGUUUACCGUCCGAGAUGCACAGGAAGCCAUGGCAGGCACUCUUGGGCCCAGCAUCGAAGAGCUAAAAACCAAGACGGCCGAUGGAGAAACAUACUCUGAAUCUGUCCGCAUACGCGCUAAACAGGGGAACUUCAAGGACGCAACAUCAUACUACCGGCAAGGAGCAGUGUCAGACCCUUGGCAAAAAUCUUUGGAAACUAUCUCUGCCCUGCAUAGUAUCUGUCCUGACGAACGUCGAAGAACGAGCUGCGGGACAGGCGUGUUCGACCCUGCCCCUGGGGCUCUAAAGGCAAACGCCACAGUCCUAUGGGGCAUGAAAGACCCUGCGAUCGAUAAUCACCUGGCCCUGGAUGGAAUAGCCGAUCGACUUGUCCAGGGAAGUCAACUAGUUGUGCUUCCUCGAUCUGGCCAUUUCACGCCCAUGGAAGUGGAGAGCAGAGGAGCAUUUGAAGAAGCAGUACUAUGGGCCGUCAAGGGUGAGACAGGCGAUGUUGGCCAAGCUGUCUCGUCUGUGUAUCCUGAAGCCAGAGUGGCCGCUCGCCGAUAA